Messenger RNA from Spirometra erinaceieuropaei, 17921 nucleotides. The record is from the annotation of a GenBank genome assembly. NCBI's taxonomy places the organism in Eukaryota, Metazoa, Platyhelminthes, Cestoda, Diphyllobothriidea, Diphyllobothriidae.
AUGCAAUCUGCCAGCCCUGGGGCUGAAUCACCACUAAGUGAUUCUGAUGAAACUGUUAUCCUCCAGGACAGUGGAACUCCUGAAAAGUGUGAGCAACGACCCUCCAGUAGUCUCUCAUUUCUCCGCUUUGUCUCUAUUGAUGGACAAACUUAUGAGCCCAGGCCGCACCUCACAAAACGGACCAUUUACGAUGCUCUCACUGCUCAGUCUUCCACCAUAGUCUGCACUACCGCCAGUAACUGUUUGCCCGGGUUGUCGUUUCUGCAGUCACAUCCAUCCUUCUCAUCCCUUCUGCAAAAUGCUUCGGGGAGUUUUGCCCUAACAGACGGUAAAAUGCGCCCGCUUUGUGGCGAGACAGGACGCAGUCUCGAGCCUUUCCUCGACGUGCCACCUGUUACGUUGUCGCCCUUGCAGCCCGCUUCAACAUCCUCGAUAACUACCAUCUCAUCGGCCCUACCAGCGCUCCGAACACAUGUGGCCAUCGCUCCCAAAGCCAUCUCAGACGACCAGACUACAUCAUCUGCAGAAUACCCCAUAUCCUCCAAUGGAAUAACUUCUCAUCCUUCUGUUUUGCGUACGAAAAACCGCGAAGCUGCUCGAAAGUGUCGGCAAAAAAAGAAAAAUUAUAUAUUGCAAUUAGAAAAGGAUUUCAAGGAGCUUAAGGUUAGCUAUUUGAAUGCAAGUUUGAGUUAAACACGUGGGAGCAUGUAUAAUAAAGACCGUACCCGGAGUUGACUUUCGCGCACUUAGAUUUCGUUAUUUAUUUUUUCCGACGUGCAAGUUAAAUUUAGUGAUACCCAUGAUCGGCGCCGGGGUCUGCGAUCGCAAUGGAGUUAGCCUGGCAACCUUACUGACUUCUGACGUGUAGUCUUUGGUGUAUUUAAUCCCACAUAUCUCGUUCACGUUCCGACUACAGAGUCGACAUUCAGCUAUAUGUACGGCACAACCCAGAUUUGAGCGAGUGAUGGCUUUUCUCGUAAGUACUCGUGGAUACCUAACAUUGGUAACCCAGGGACAUGCUGUAAGGCUGAUCCGCCUUUAUCAGUCCCUCAUAAAGUCCCGUUUUGCCUGAGAACGAUGCUGUGAACUUCGCUUCUAUUGGCGUUGCUGUGUCAAGAGUUUCUGCUCAGUGAUUCGUUCGACUUCCCGCCUGCCGGAGGUCAACGUCUGUUCGUACUUACAGCACAUCUCUGUGUCUCUAUGUCACGACAUGACUGGGCGUGCUCUUCGCGGUAUUGUGACGUUCACAGUUAGGGAGGAAAAACGCUGGAAUUUCCGUAAUCUGGUGGAAGUUGGCACAUAAUACCUUGCGUUGUUUGCUUUCCAUGAUGGUAGUUCGCGGCGGAUACGAUCGCUGCGUAGGCAUGGAUGGCCUUAGCGGGAAUUCAGUCAACAUGGGAACAGCUCAUAACGUCAGCAGAAAUCUUCCUAUUUUCACCAUUUCGUCAACAAAAACUUGAGCCAAGGCGACUACAGACUGCGACUGACACUGAACAUAAUGGCUGAUCUAGCCCAUGUCUCGUUUAUGAGUGCCUCACACGCGUUUGUUCCUCUUAUACAACAGGCCUGAGUACGCUUGCAUGAUUGCACGCGGAAACUGCGUAUCAGUGCUUCGUUCUUGCCACCUACCUUAACCGUCUGCAUUAUUCCUUAAUAAACUUUAAUUUCUUGCACAGCCACGAAGCCUCACCACCACCGCCUUGCAGCUCUUUAACCUCGUGCCGUGGCAGAUUCCGUAGUGGUUUUACACUAACGGCCCUGGCUUGGUAAGAGUCUGCACAGCCGUAGAGGUCGAGACUGAGGUCUUGUCGUUUGCCUUUGAUACUCUUCGACAUUGCAGUUUAUGAGAAAGUGAACUUAUCCUCAGCGGGGAGACAAUGCCCGUUGGCGUUGACUGGUACCUGCUGACCAUUCAUACACUAGCUUUUAUGUGUUCUGACAAGUACUAGCAUAAGUCCAUGCAAUUAUCUUGCCGACUUUUUGUGCUCACUUGGCGCAACUAGGACAGGUUUGAUUCAUCAUUGGGUUCACCGAGGACUACUCUGCUUUCUGUCGACCGUUUCUGAUGAAAGCUGGAGUUGUACCAGACCCGCAGCUGAACCAAAUUCCUUCUAUUUUUCCCACCCAUCCGCAGAAAAUCGGUAAAGCAUCAACUGUUUGGUCAGUUCGUGUGCUGUGAAUGAAUCACGCAAUACCCUGCUACCUUCGCUGAUGCAGACAUUUCAGGCUUGUUCUGCCUGCUCCAUGACCGGAGCCAGCGUUAGUAGUGUGGGCCGCUCUAAUCAUAACCUUGUUUGAGAUCAUCUCCAUAUUUGACUCUAAGGUAUGGAGUUCAUCCCUUUCCAGGCUGCGAUGUGCUCGAUUCGACGGCUGCUCCUUGACAUCGACUGCUCUGUUUGUCGAAAUCUUAAAGAACAAUGGUGUUUCAUAGCCAGCCAAUGGUACAAGCCUCUGCGAUCGGAGGCGUCGGUACUCGUCUUUGACUGAACAUCUAUAUAUAUGAGCUGAAUCUUUGGGCCGAGCUUUCAGCUGAAAGGGGUAAGUGGUCUCGGGUAUAGUCCGUGUGACUGUGAUUACUAUCAACGAAAACAAGGCGUGCGAGAAUUAAACAGCUUUGCAUUUGCCUGUUUUUCUGAUGCCCGGGUUGGGAGCGCUUCAUACACCUCUGCCGCUUGACUGGCACAAAGUCUAUGUUAAUUGACUUCGCCCGCGUCUGGCUGAACGUCGGGAAAAGCUACUUUAACUGUCAUUCUCUGUCCCAAUUUUCGAGAAAAACAGCCGAUGGACCGGUGAGGAUUUUUUCCGUUGUGAGUUUUCCGUCGGAUUGUCGCUCAUAACUUUAUAAGCCAUUCAUAAGCAUUUUGGUUGAAGAAGGCUUCUGAAACUGUCCAGUUACGCGUAAAGCCUUUCCUCAGGCACCAUAAACACCGACGUGCCCUUUAUCGUCGGUCAUUGUCCCAAAGGAGGACUUGGAUCCGCCUAUACGUCCAUAAGAUGUCGAUGCAGUCGCCUCCGCGGAACCACGACACCUCCAGCUUGUACAGCCUUUUUAUUGCAUUUGCCACUUGGAGGAUUUCCAACACACGUGACUAAACGGUGAUUCUGGUAAUUCAGAGGCUUGGUGGGCACCUGGAACAAACUAAGAUGACUUCCUUUCGACAUCCACUCAAUUUCUCAUUCUCAUUUUGAAAUUAUGGACUUUAGUCGACGCAAUUGCUUUCGUGGCAUAUUGUCAAAUGACACUCUUAGGCGCAUGAAACUAUUGGGCCAAGUGUGACCACCUGAUUCUUAAUAUCUACGAUAGUACUUUAGACUUCAGUUGAACAAGGAAGCUUGAUCGGUACCCUAUCCAAAAGCUAUACUGUUUUUUCUUGCCUGUGUGCUGCAACACAAGUAGAAAGGCUACUGAAACUGACAUCAUGGUCCAGGGGACCGACGUCGCGCUACGUCUCGCCGUGUUGUAUGCCACGUGCGUCAAACCUUAGUGCACUGACAAAAUUAUUUAACCUUAGGGCACAGUUCCUGUUUCCCUCAUGUGGGUCAUAAAACUCCGUAGCCGAUCAGCCAGUAUGUUGAUUUGGGCAUGUAAGUUUAUACCUGAAAAGGCGUUUAGCGAGGCGCCUUAUUGCCCUCCUGUUUCCCUGCAGCCGCAGAAAUAUCUGCGAACGACGGUCGACAGUCGUAGUUAUAUUUGCAGUCGGGCGUUCCCGGGCUGGACCACUGGUGGUAAUUUCGAGCUUGUUGUGUAUGGGAACUUAGAUUAACGUUCCACAUACCGUAGUAUCGUAUCUCGCAAUUUUAGCUCUUUCAUAUUGUUGAAGUAGGCGGGUUACUGGACUGGUUCGUCUUCAAAAUCUUGUAAAAUCUUCAUUCAACGCUGUUGACAGGGACAUCUCCAAGGAAUCCAUCUAUUUUUGGUUCAGCUCAGCUGUAACCACCACUUGCAGAACACAUGGUCUUUCGAUGCGGCGACUAGGUUCUAGUCGGCUCGGUGAAGAUCGACUCUUGUACAGUUACCAAGUCUGGUUGCUGCCUUCGUUUAGUUUAGUACCUCCCCGAGUUUAUUAGAAUAGGACGUUUACUUAGUCAUUUGUUUUCACCUGAAGGUGCAGCGGAGACGGUUAGCUUUUGAGUUUAUGGGACGAAGUUAUUAGUCAUCUCUAGAUCACCUGCCUGGCAACGUACCAUAGACCGUAGUUGAGUCUCAGUGCGAGCUUUUCCAACGGCACUCUAACUGCUUGCAUCGAUAACACGUGUGUCGUCUGACCUCCCUCAACAUUCUCACAAAUGUCACCAGGUUGUCAAAAGUCCAUGCAUCUGGCUCACGCGGCCCAGCAAAGUGACAUUUGCAGGCCCUCGACAGUCUAUAGAUGCGUUCUCAACUGCUUAGUAGCCACGGAUCUGCUGUGUAGACGCAUCCCACAUCCAUGCCCUUAUAAUUUGACUUCCACAACAAUAAAACUACACAUCUCUUGUCUUCAAUUCCCAAAAUGAUCUUUUUUUGCAAUCUCCGGCGUCCAACAAACACUGCAGAAAGCGCAUUCGUGAUCUUUAUAGCAACACCUCAGCGACAGGUAGAUUUGACGCCCGUUCAUAGCGAAUGAAUGCCGUUUUGCGAGGGCUGCAAAGCCAUUUUGAUUAGACUCGCCAUUAGCACUGUUGACACGAAGGUGUAAACUUACCAGCUCCCGACAUUUUGAUUCUCAACUAGUUGCGGUUUAGCAGGCACACCUCAGAAAUACAAUAUCUACAUUUUCCUAUAUUGUUGCCACAUUCCUGGACUCUGCGUCUCCAUGGGGAAGGACCUUCAUAGCUCCAUGCCAACAUGAAGUCUAUUCUGCAUUUAACUUCUCAGCAACAACCAUCAGAGCACUUUACUCUUCACGUAAACGCGACCUGUUGAUAGUGGUCAAAAUCAGUUACGACGGACGUCAAUUCAUCAUGGACGUUCGUCUCAAACGCAUACAGUAGGUGGCGUAUCUCAUGAAAUAUUAACUGAACUUCUUAAAUGUGUCUUCAGUUAGAAGGGACAACUUAUGUCUGGUUGCAAUAUUGAUUAUCAGGCGGCAUAGUCCCAAGAUAUUUAAUUCACACCAGGAUGCCGGCUUGGAAUUUGCUUUUUUCGGACCGCCAGCAAAAACCACACUCGGCAGAAAACGGCCGCUUGAAUAGCGUGGUUUUCCUGUUUUUUUUUCGACGUCCUUCUAAAUGGUUGUACAUCUAUCGAAAGCUUACGCAAAAUACCCUUUUUUGUGCUACUUUUGCAGCACGUCAUGUCUUAAAGUUCUAUACUUAAAGAGGAUAUUUUUUCGGUUUUAAAAACAUUUUUCAAUUCCCGAAUAAUUUUGUACUCGAGCUAUCGUUGCAUUUGUGUUUAGGGCUUACAAAUUACAGGCUUAUACCUUCCAUGCUAGGAAAAGUUUAUGUACCUCUGUGUUAUUAAUGAGAUACCUUAUAGGGCUCAUUAAAUUUUCAAUUGAUAUGGGCUCCGUUGUAUACUUCCUAGGGAACAAUUAUAAACGGACGGAUGCCAUACUAUUUGAAUGGGCAUUCGUUGUCUUGAAAAAUCCCAUAAUAACAGACUUUCUUGACACCGAAAAACGUUCUUUCCUUGAGUGUAAAAUCUAAAAGAGACUUACUCUGCUAUCGGAUUGUUUUUCAUAUGCUUUCUAUAAGGUGUAUUUAGAUUUAAAGGGGCGUCGAAAAUAAGUGUAAACACGCUACUUAAGCAGUCAUUUUCACUGAGUGUAGGUUUACGGGCGGCCGGAAGCAAGCGCACACAAAAGCCGGUAUUUGGACGUGACUGAAAUAUCUUGGGGUUAUGCCGCACGACAACGCUACCCUCCAACUCUCCGAAUUUUGGUUAACAUUUCAUGAUGUACGUCACCAACUUUACUUAUCUGGCUCACUAUUCUCCCCCUACCUUCUUCAUAUAUUUAAAAAUGAUUGAGCCGGCCGAAUGCUUUUUGCUUGUCCGUGGUGCACAAACUAAGCUGUAUGCCGCACAACAUUUGAUCAUCCGAGAAAUAGCAUGCCUUUUACAUAGUUGCCUAUGAAGUGCUACGUGCAGCAGUUCUUAGUUUCUUGCCCUAUCAUGCCAUUUGACUUGCUCAAUGCCUAUCGAAUACUCGUAGUCAAAUUCUUGCCCGCACCCUUAUUUCGUAGGAGCCAGGUUUUUCUUCGUACAGCGGAGCACUUAGGUCUUUGCCUUCCUUUUUGGCUCUCUCGUUUACCUUAUCUCAACAUUUUUGAUGUUACGGAUAGGAUCUAGUAAUGCCUGAUGUAACUUAAGUGCUGAGUGUUUACCUCGUAAGUACAAUAGAAAUUUUUCAGGCUACUAUUUUUUGCAUUCACCUCGAGCCUUACCGUGUUUAAACGAAAUGAACGCACCGGCAUAUGUUUCUGGCACUGAACAACUGCUCGGCAGCCACACGUUUUAAACCUCCGAGAGCACUUGCGGACCUUUUUUUAACUCUGUUAAAACAUCGAUAAUACUUUAUCGGUUUUAUUCCGCAGGAAUUGGUCGGACCAGAAACCUCUGUCCGGAUAUUACUUACGAGUGCGAAUCUUUACUUUCUUGUUUAUAUGGCUUUUGCACUCCAUCCUACCGUCUUAUCGGCCCUAAUAGCACUACUGGAUUCCAUAACUGUUCACACUAUUCUCCUGACCUCAUGACUCCAUCUCAAUGAUGUUUUGUAAGAUCAAAACGGAUAGAUUAGAAAUCGCGUUAUCAUAUGAAAGUGUUGUCCUCCCGGCAAGUCUGAGCUUUUAUUUGAUUUUCUAAAAUUGGAUGACAUAUCCGUCCUCCGAGUUUUUCCAAAAUUAGGUCUUUUUGCCCUCACCGGAGUUCUUACCACUACAUCGUGCAUUAAUCCUGCCCCUGCCCCGUUUAGCAGAAGUACGCUGCCUGCCUGCAGGAAAAUGAUGAUCUUAAACGUCUCAUCCUCCAGCGUUUCAACAUUGAUCUGCCACCAAAGAAACCAUCUAUAGCUUCAACUGAGGUUCGCAAUCUGCCGCCCAUUGCUCCUCACCCGACGCCACACAAUGCCCCCGUCAAAGCCGCUCCGACGACCGCGACGGCGGCAGCGGCAACGUCUCCUGGGCCAAGGCCCACUUGCCCUCUGGCUGUUACCGCUGCUAAUGCAAUUGUUGCGUCCACCGUCCCUGCCGUUAACUCCUCACCGGUAGCCGCAGGUCAACAGGUCCAUCUCAUCUUGACCCCUUCUCCGACUGUCAGUUCAAGCCCCCCGACUAUUGUCCUUCGACUUGCUGCAGUCGUUCAAGACGAUGCCAGUAAAACCAACGCCACUAACUGACAUCUGGAGUAAACCGUUAGAAAGCGCCAUUUGUCUUUCAACUAUGCCGUCCCUGCUGAACCGAUCGAUCCCUCGCCCCCCGCGUUUGCAUUUUUAUACAGCCCCAUUUCUCAUUUAAACUCCUUUUUUCCUCGGGGUCAUACUUAUCCUGCCCCUAUCGCUAUGUAUCUGCACCCGUGUGUGCGGGGUUUCAUGGACUUUAAGGCGAAAGUUGUUCAGGUAGCCUGGCGUUGCACUCAACUACGGCAUUUCAGAUUUCCGAUUGCCUUGUCCCUAGUAUAUUAUGGGCAUACUAUUUAAUAAACGUUUACCACACUCACGCAUCGUUUUCAUCUUUCUGUGUUUCUGUCUGCAAAACCUUGCGUAACCGUCACCUUCUAGGAGUCGUUCAAAAACCUGCAUAUCCGAGAUGAGUUUGGUCUCCUUCCGGCCAUGUACACGGGGUAUGUUAGUUACUAUUAUUGUUACCUUUUGUUCGGUGUUGUUUAUUCAUGUCAAUUAACGCGUUAGUCCUCAUGCAGAUGACAAUGAUUCUGAGCGUCUAUUCUCCUUUCCAUUGUUGCUAUAUCUAAAGCGCGUCAGCAGUCCAAAUCGACGGAUUACUAAUAACUAAUCUUUGAGCAGACUUUCUCGGCGUAGUUUGCCCAAAUUUUCCUCUCCAUCUGGAUGCAGUAGUAAUUUUCAUACCUGUUGACUAGUCCAGACAUAUGGCUUACCAUUCGGUUGCUCGUCUGUAGAAGCAGCGAAGGGUUUGGAUAGGAAUGACACUUGUUUUUGUUUAAACCGCCAUAACUGGGAUUUCGAAGCUUGAGGAAGGACGGUAGACUGGCGCAACUCGAAAGCACUUGGUAUUUGUCAAUUCAAAGGAGAUGCCAAUCGAUUCCGAAAGUGCUGUUUGUGUUUUUAGAGGUCAUGGUUGCUCAGUCUUUUGUCCGCCUAGCUGUUCUCUGCGACCCAUGAGGCGAUUAUGUAUGCACUCACUCUCAUUACUGUUAGUCUACAAGUACUUGCGACGUAUAUUUAACCGGUACACUUUUUUAUCUGUCGGUUGUAUACCUAUAGCGUACCUAUGCGUAAUUAACUGGAUUCUGCAAUUUCAGUGAUACAAUAUUAUAUUUCCCGUAUUCCUACACAUUUCUACUACUGUCCCCAGUUUUCCAUCGAACAUCGAGAGGCUUGUUCUUCAAAACUCUAAUUUUCGGCUUUCAGCGAGAAAUAGUUUUUAAUCUACCAAUGAUACCAGGGAGCCAUUCGUAACGCUUACAGCACUAUGUCCUUGGCGUCACAGAGGCCCAUUCCUUUUUACCUUUAUCAAGUCUCCAGGAUCCCACUUUGAGCAUUAGCACAUCGCCUUGAGACGACGCAAAGCAUUCCCACCUACCCCCUUAAAUUGCCCCUUCGUUUCUGAAUUUGUAACCUAGGUGCAUAGAAAUCACAUUCCAUCCUUUCCGUCCUGCUGUCGCUGCUUUUCGCCGUGCAUAUUGAAAUAGGCAAUUCACUUGUUUUUUCAAAUCGUUUGUACCUUUGCUGGUCUCGGUAAAUCUGGCAUUUUCUAUGUCCGAAUCCCUUUUGACGUUUUUUUCACUAUUUUGCCAAUACAUCAGCUGCAGCACAGUACGCAAAUGCUGAAUGAUUCACCCACUGGCAGCAAAGAUACUUGCUAGAAUCCCAGACACGUGUUUCAGUAAGCUGGAUUUUUCACUGAAGUCUUUCACAGAUUGAAAAUAUUAAGAACUUUUGUGAAAUGGUCUAAGCCCUCUGUCUCCCCAUCUAGCAUUCCCAUAUUAGAUGCACUUUGUUUAUACGUUCAACUAAUCAGCUACUUACGCCGGAUCAGUAGGCCUUAAUUUUUCACGUAUAUCGUCUUGAUGAGUGUCCAUUAUAUUCGAAGACGCCUCUCAGUGGACUUCUUUAUCACUUACACAUCCCUCUUUCUUUGUUAGAAUCAAUAUUUUCACAUUAACUUUUACGAAUGUAACUUCCAACCUACCUGUUGUACCUUUUGCGAGUUGUCUCUUAUAAAGCCUUACCUGUUUUAUGGCAGGAAAAGGCCGAACUACCUCAUACAUCCAUUUUUACGACUAUGUACAAGGGCUGAAGUUGGCAAUUAUCAAAAUGUCCGGGGCACCUCGAAAAGCCAAAUGAAUCGACAUUUUGGAAGAAUGUGGAGAGUUUUGACUUACACAGGCCUUGUGGCAACGUUUCAGACUAGUAGCAUUGGAGUAUUAUAAUUUCCGUCGUGCUCUCCAUGUAAUCUCCUUCAGUUGCCGACUCACUAGUUGCUGGCAUAAAUUGCUUAUUUUAGUGAAUCAAUUUAUGCCUCCUCAUACGACUUGUAGUUCGUUUUACUCUGUAAUUAGUAUCAGAAGAUGGAACGAUUCUUGCCUCUUCUGAAUUUCAGUCUAGCCGGAAACAAGGCCCUGCCACAAGAGACCUUGGAACCCUCAACCACAUUCGGAGUCCCUGCCGGAGCCGUUUUCCCGCAUCCAGCGGCCGAAGCAGAGGCUCGACGCGGCCGUGAAGCCACGAAGAUGCAGGAUAUGCGUGUUCUUGGGGCCACCCAGGGUCAACAUGCAAUUUUGCGUCUUUCAAUGGAGGAGAAGAUUCUUAAGCGCAUGCACCCGAGACAGCCAUGUCUUUUUUCUCACCACCCACUGGCUGCCCAACUGGAUGGUAGCUUGGAUUCUAUCGAUUUUUGCGACGUCCUCAACAGUAAGUUUGGCCAUACGAUCGUCUGCCCGAUCUUAUUGUCUGUCGGUUUGCACGCUGUGACGUUACCGUGUCUCUCCCCACCUAUGUCAUGGCCUGUUGCGUAUCAACUCUUACUCUGCCUGGGCGCGGUGUAUCUGUUGUCUAUGUUUCACUAAUGACCUAGCUCUUUAGCCACCACAUUUAAAGGCGAACCGAAUCUAAGUAGGCAAUUUCUUUCCGUAAAACCGACUUCGCCACUAACAAGGUCUGUUAAGGAAGGUUGUAUCUGGCAGUUACAUGACUUAGCUGUACACCUCUGUCUUUGUGGUUGGGUCCUGGUCUUUUUUGGGCUUCUUUAUGGAUUUGCUGAAAAAGACGCCUUUAUGAAACCUUUUGCGUUUCGGCAGUCUGCAUCAUGCACAUCAUUCCGGAACUCCAGGUUGACAGUUGACACUGCGCGGUGUGGCCCUAGGAAUUCAGCAAAACUCGAUGUUGCUGUCGAGUUGUGAUCGCUGGGAAUUCUUUAUUCUUUGCAAACUGGUACAUUUUGUUGAAAGUUAAUGUUCCCCUAAUUCCAUUUACUUGUAUUGCAUGCUCAUUGCAAUUUUAUGCAUUCGAAAAGCGCUCGAUCUCCUGAAAAUCUUACUGUAGGUGACCGAAGUCACAAAUUUGAGAGUUCCUUUAAGUUUCCCGUUUCUUUUAUGACUCAUAGUGGUCGUGCCCUCUACAGUUGUUUCUACUUUACAAGUUUCAACGUCGCAGGCAGGCUGCAUUGAAGAUCGUUUAGUUCCGGGUUCAGGUAUUAACCCGACGAGCUUUUGUAAAAAUUUAAGGACUGAAUGUGUCAACCUGACUAGCUGUAACCUGGAUUUUUCUCAUGGGGACGAUAGGACAUCAGCUAGGCCACAGAGCUUAAGUAAACCAUGAUUUAUUGCGGAUGAUUUAAGUUGGUAGGCGAAUGUGGAGGAUUCCAGUAACUUGGUUUUCCGUACAUUCUUAUGCACCUUAGUUUUCCCUUAGGGAUUGUGCUUAUGCCCCCAAUACGAAGUUUCCUUCGGAUGCCGCGCACCCGGACGAGCGAGGUCCAUUGAGGUUUUAUCAGGUUUUAUCUACUAUGUAAAAGCGGCCUGUUUGGAUGCAUUUUUGGCGAAUGGUAGAAGUACAACCAGAUCCUCAUAAAGGCGAGGAACAAAUUACUCCACCGAUUUUGCCUCAUCUGUUCCAUCUCUGCCAUUCAUCUGGUCAUUCUCUCUCCCUCUCCACAUACACGGGGUUUUUUUCCGGUUUUUUUUCUGGGUAAUGCGAAAGUUGGGGACUUUUCCGAACCACCAGACCGUCCUUCAACAAAGGGCUUGUCCUCGUAAAUUGCAUGAAAACUUCUGCCAUCAAAUGCUCCAUCUAACUGUGGCACCAGGGCUACUGGCGAAGUUCAUCUGCGGGCAUAGUUGUGCUUGUGAUAGAAGUCGUCCAGCAGCAUAUUCUUGCUUCUCAAUAGCCUUUUUUCCUUGGAGAAACAACUUUUCAGAUAAAAUCCAUGUAUCAUUCCUUUUUAGAUCCGGAAGACGCGGAAACAAUUGGAUGGCCACACUUGCUAAUGGAACGCCAGCAGGGCAUUUUGUAAUUUCGCUUUUCUGUUCUGUUUAAUUCAAGCGUUAUAAAUGCCCCGAGCUCUCUCUCUCUCUCUCUGUCACUUAUUUUUGGAUCUCGCUUGAAACUGUAUGGUCGUUGGCUACGGUGCUAAAAAUGCGCCCUACAACCGGGGGCCGGAUGGGACAGUAGACCAGACCGGGGGGUGUACAGUAAUUAAUCCGAAGCUUAGUAAGCACACAUGAUACAUCUUUUUCGCGGAAUUCGUUGUGACUUUCCCCACAAGAUUACUGUCUGCUGCACGGUCCGCUUCCGAAUUUGAAUUCUACAGAGGCGACGUCAAAAGAAACCACUUUUUUCGGACAGGGAAUUGUGGUUUGCACCGGCUGAGGGAUCAAUAGUUGAACCGUCGCAAACGGCGCGGUUCGCUACUGUCCACGGGGUGGGUGCAGGGACGGUGACUUGCACGUGAAUCUUUCUACAGUGAAGCUGACUUGCGAUGCAUCUACCCCACUGUCUUUACCUCUACCAGCCGCGUUCCCAUUGUAAGACGACGUCAAGACGGCUGGAGGUGGCCGCAGAUGCAGUGGCUGAAGAAGCCAGACUGUCCGUCUACGCGUGCCACACGUGACCAUAUCCGUGGCUCCGUGCGUACUAGGCCUCCUUCGGGGGCUCACGAAUCCCACGUGAAUGAGAGUGCCAUAAAUGCCGCAUUUACAAAGAACCAUUGCAGCCCCGUCUUCAGUGGCGAGUAGGAGGGAGUUACCCGGUCAGCGUGCAACCUUGCAAAUCACGACUGUUGGCGCAUCAUGACAGGAUCAGAUGGGUCACACUUAUUGUGGCGAGGAGUACGCUGAUUGCCGUGAGCACGGAUUCCCCAGGAUUCGUUCCAGUCUCCCCUCCUCUGUACACCAAUGACUUGUCCGAGCUUGUCAGCCGGCAUGAGAUGAGAUUAACCUCAGCCAUUCCGGUGACUUAGAACUUAACCUAUUAUGUAGCAUAUGCAGGCAGAAGCAAGUUCAAAAUUCCUUCCGCAUUACCAGCGCCGGUAAGCAUCGGUUUGCGUUUGGUGUGUGAUGUAUAGGCGGCUUUGAUAUAUACACUUAAUCGGGUGUGUCCACUCAGUGACCGCAUCUGGAUAUCAUGUGAGCCUGAAUGAUAGACGAUACUUUAGCGAUUGUUGUCAUGGGUGCGCAUGAGACCGAAUAGACCCAUUCGGUGAUUGUACUUGCUGAUAUAGUGUGAAUAAGGAAGGCGUGAGUGACGGCCGAUGGUCCAGAAACUACUUUUAUCGUUCUGCGGGGGCUUCGCUGGUGACCGGUCAGAUUGAUGUGCCACUGUGAACGGGUUAGCGGUGUCUGUAUUCCCGCUGGUAGUUAGUGUUCUUUGAGUCCUGGUGGAAUCCGCGUCGUUUUGGCUUCGAACCACCCGACUGGAGCGAACCGGUACUGUAAAGAUAUUUCAAUGACGAUAGGUGGGGUCAGUCUACUUAAUGACGGUGCCGGUGUGGUUUGAUUGUGCAAGGAGUGAAUUACUGGUGACGGCAUUGCAGUGAGCCCGGAGGUGCCCAACAAGACCAGUCUUGGCCCUGAACGCGUGUUGACAGUGGAGAUUUUGAUAGGGUUUGUAUUGUCAGCGCUGGUUCGCGGCGUUCAAGUCUCUCACGCCUUUCGUCUCACUUUUGCCCCCCCCCCCUUUACUGUUGGCCUCGGCUUUCACAGAUGUUCGCCAUGCCUGACUGCCCUGUGCACUUGAGGGGUUUCCAGCGUGUCCUUAUAGCGUCAUUUUUGUUCUUGCUUGCGAGUUCAUGUGGCGGCGUUCCUACAGAAGGGUUGCUUCGGCGUGCACCCAUCAGUCACACACACGAGUUGCCUAGUCAGUUGUAGUUGGAUAUGCCUUAUGAAAACGUAGACGCUCAGCGUACCGGUUAACUUCAGGUCCCCUUUUGUCUGGGAUCCGUUCCGUCCACUUUGCCUUUUAUAUACCUCAAAGACAACUUAGACGGGAGCGUUUUAGCUUUCGUGCCUGACUUAGGUAAGUUAUUCAGGUAUCUGAGGCGUAAAGUAAUAUCGCGGAAAUGGCAGUCAUGCAAAUCCUACAUAGGCUGUUAAGGAAGAUGUCCUUGAACUUCAGAAAUCGUUUUAUACUUCAAGGGUUUUGCUGCCUCUACAGAUCCCGGCUGCAACCUCGUCGUCGAUUUUGUUGGUACUUGAGGAAUUGCUACCCCGAUAAAGCAUUCGUUUACCGCUGCGGAGCCGCUGCCACUAACAUUAGCCGAAAGAUUCGAUAGCUGGCCAUGAGGACUGUCUUCUGCGUGUUAAUACUCCGGAGUUGGGGUAUUGGGAUGAAUAUGUCCGAACUUCCCUGCCUGUUUACCUCACGUGUGCUGUUCUCUGCCCGGUUGUCGGCAAAGACGAGGUCAUAUCCUGCCCUUGAAAAUUUUUGCGACGGCCUGCAUACAGCGAAUUUCGGAGUUUCCCUGUCCAUACAGUAGUUUAUGUCGAUGCCUAAUCGAUCCUCUCGGUUGUCCCCCACUGGCCUUCCAGAAGGCAUGAAGCUGAGAAGGUGUGGGGCAUAGAAGCAGUCCCUCUCCACUCCGUAUGUUGCUUCUAAGGCACCCUAUGUCGAUCCAUUGUCCGUCGCGAGUUCCAUAACGCCCCUGAGAAAUGAAGUCUCUCGGUAGUUGUCGCCGACUUCUUUUGGUUGCGUCCUUUAAAUCUUACAGAAUCUAUCCUUGAGCGUAGUGCUGAACUUGUUGUGUUUUCAGGGCUGCGACACGGAAGCGAUCAGGUUGUCAGCCCUUGCACCCAUCCUCAUCUCCAGUCGGUUUGAUCUAGUUUUGCGGUGCGAACACGGUUUAGUGUGUGAUAAGAACGUGCAGUCAAUAAUAAGUCUUCCCCACCCUAACCCAACAAGCGCACAAAUCUACGCGCCCUCUGCUCUGUGUGUUCCUCACCGACCCUGUUCGAUGAGUUAGAAUAUGAAUCUUCAGUACAAUACACAUACUUAUGUCAGACUUCGCUCGGACCUUUGUCUAAUAACACAAUAUUCAUCCAUCCCAGGUCUUUUGGUACGAUACCAUCAUUUUUCCUGAUAUUGCGGGACAUGUCCCUGCCGUAUGAGUACACAUAACAGUAGAGGCAGUAUGACUCAGUCUCGUCUUUCGUAUAGCGUGCUAGGUGCCUGUGUUUGGAUGCCAAAAGCCUGCACUGUAACCAGGGGGGAGGGGGGGCUGGAAUCAGGGCAAGUGGAUAUAUGCAAAUGGAGGACGUACGAAUGUGGAAACCACUGCCUCUCACAGACUCGCCAUCGCCCGUGACACGUGCACGGGGUAACUUGCAUAACCCUGUGCACUGUUCGCAGAGCCGUGACGUUUCCGUCCCUCUUGUCUGCAAGGAAACCAAACACACACACACACACACACAACUCGCGUUCGGCCUGGGCGAGGGAUGCGGACGCCGGCUAUUAGCGUGCACCCCCUGUCUUGGCGAUGCAUGACAGUUGGGGGUGGAAACUAGGUCCACUUACUCACAGGUUCCUGCCACCAUGUGUGCUGCACCGAUCCUUUGUUUCGCCAAACGCUACUGAAAAACCGCUUUUUCGUAGACCAGCUUAGUUCUUGUCCUGAAAGUGUGAAGUGCUGCUGGUCGAAAAACAGUGAGCGGCUUAGCCACCCACAUUGAAGUUCCUUGAAGGGUCUCCGCCCUAUCAUCUGCACUCAACGCAGUAGUGCUCCUGUUAGUAGUUGAGGCACUGGACUUCACUUAAGACCAAAAAUGACUGACUGUGUUCAAGUUUCUGUCAGGGAAGUAUGGCUUUCCGGGUUGUAGCACAAACCUGAAGUGAUCGUUACCUCUGCGUGCCUGACGGUAUGCUUCUCCGCCAAGUUUGCUGUUGCCGAAAUUAUUAUUGCAAAAAGCAAAUUGAACCGAUUUAAAGUUUUUGUUGGUACUCAUUUUGGUCAGUUUUAGGGACCGAGAUGCUAUUAUGGCACAUGCGCGUCCGAGUAAAGAUAAGUAUUUUGACAACAAUGCAGCUGGCUGUAGUACAUUUUUGUUGGCUGGUCACAUUCCAUGCACUCUCGCGACCGAUGGCACGUCUAGUGCGGGCAGUUUAGUCAGGGGAUUAACAGCUCACGGUGGAUUGUCGGAAUUGUGUGAUUGCCGCAACGGAAAUCCCGGCUUAACAGUAGUCAGGCUGGAACGGGCCCACCUGCGAGUCACAUACAGUAGGUGGGCUAACUCGAAUGUCAACCGAAAAGAUUAAUUAAGUUGGGUUGUAAAAAUAAACAUUAUACAGCAUAAUUCUGUAUUAAUUCAGUUACCUCAGGAUGCCAGCAUUCGAACAAACUCCUCCCCGGCUGCAUGCAAAAACAAUGCUCUGUAAGAAUGACUACUAAGGUAGCAUGAAUUUUUCUCAAUGAAUUUCGAUGCCUUCAAUAAUUCAAUUAUAUUUGAUGGAAAACAUGCAUAAAAAUAUUCUUUUAGUCAUUCGGUAGAAAGUUACGUCUUCCAAUUUUAUACUCGAACGAAGGAUAUAAUUCGGUUUUAAAAAAGUUUUUAAUUGUGAGAUUUUUUAAUAUUGUGAGAUGGCCGUUCGUAACACGUCAUGUCUCUGCAUUUGCCAAUGUGGCUUGUAAAGUUAACAGUAUGGCUCAAAAUGCACUGCUAAAUUUUAUGAACUCUAUGUGAUCUCCUCGUAAUAGCGUAGAGAAAUGUAUGGUUUUUCGUACGAGGAAAAUAUAUGACUUGUAGUUUAGAAACCCUGAAUGCAGGUGUAGCGGCAAGUCGGGUUCAAAUUACUCAAGAAUUGGAGAAGGUUUUAAAAACCGAAGUAUACCUUCCUUCGAGCUUAAAACUGGAAGGAGACGUAAUUUUCGACCGAAUAGGCAAAAGAAUGAAUAUUUUUAUGCAUGUUUUCCAUGAAACAUAAGUUAACAUUUAAGGGCAUCGAAAAUUGAUGAGAAAAUGCAUGCUAUUUAAGUAGCCAUUUUUUACAAAGUAUAGUUGUUGUAUGCAGCUGGGGAGGAGUUCAUUCGAAAGCUGACAUCCUGAGGUAACUGAAUUAUUAUAUACAGUGCGUGACCGAUCUCAUGAAAUGUUGGCCAAAAUUCUGAAACGCGUUCCCGAUUAGGAAGGAGUACUUGGGCACGGUUGUUAUACUGAUUAUCAUGCAACAUAACCCUAUAAUAUUUCGGGCUCUCCAGGAUGUCGACAUUUGAAUGCAUUUCUUUUUGACCUCCUGCAGAAACCACACUCUGCAAAAAAAGACUACAUAAGUAGCAUGCAUUUUUCUCAUUGAUUUUCGAUGGUCCUAUAAAUUCAAAUAUAUUUUAUAGAAAACAUGCAUAAAAAUAUGCUUUCUUUUGCUCAUUUGGAAGGAAAUAACAUUGUCUGUAUAUUUUAUGCCCCACGAAAGUGUGUAUUUAGGUUUUGAGAAAGUUUCCCAACUCCCGAAUCAUUUUCAGUCUGAUCUGCCAUUGCAUCAGCGUUUGGCAAUUUCAGUCUACAAGGUACAUGCUUUCCGCGUAAGGAAAGUCAUAUAUUCCUCUAUGCCUUUAAGAAGAUACCACAUGGGGUUCAUGAAAUUUUGCAAUGAAUCCGAACUGUGUUGCACAUUUCAUGAAGAGCAUUGAUAAACGGACAUGUGCGGUCUUGCAUGCAUGGACAUCGCACGGUCUUAAAAAUCUCAUAAUUAGAAACUUUUUAAAAACCCAAAUACACACUUUCUUCGGACAUCAAAUAUGAAGAUAAUGUUAUUUCCUACCAAAUGAGCAAAAGAAAGCAUAUUUUAUGCGUGUUUUCUAUAAAAUAUAUUUGAAUUAAUAAGACGCUCAAAAGUCGUUAAGAAAAAUGCAUGCUACUUAAUUAGUCGUUUUUUAAAGUGUGGUUUCUGCAGGAGGUCAAAAAGAAGUGCAUUUAGAAGCCGACAUACUGGCGAGUCUGAAAUGUUAUAGGGUUAUGCUGCAUGAUAAUCAGUAUAACAAUCCCACUUAAGUAAUCCUUCCUAAUCGGAAACGCACUCCAGAACUUUGGCUAACAUUUCAUGAGAUCGGUCACGCACUCUAAUUAUGCUGCACAAUGUUUAGUUUUAUAACUCUGCAUAAUUAAUCUUUUCGAAACGAAAACGCCUUUUGGAAUUUUGGUUGACAUUUCAUGAGUUAGCCCGCCUACUGUACACGGAGUAUUGGUUGUUUUCACAACUUACAGGAGUGCCGCAGUGUCUCGACCUAAUUCUCGCGGUCUACUACUCGAUUUUGUUCCAGGAACCCAUCUUCUGGACCUGCGGCCUUCUUUUUUCGUCUGCUGCAGGAGAAAUUACUUUUAG